CUGAGUUGUGUCCGCGUCCGGCGUUGAUGGAAGAAUAACCUGCGCGCGACUAAGCCUUAAGGAGAAAAUUAUGCACAAUACUUACAUCUUGCUGCUCUAGCGAUUGCUCUUUGUUUUCUCUUCUCGUCAAACCGAUUAUCUAUCAAAUUUAGGUCAAAAAAUUGCGUCAUGUUUUCGAUUGAAUUCGACUUCCAUACAUGCACACGUGGGUAAAUAAUGUUUGUUUACGUUACAUUGCGUGGAUGGCGAUCGACCAAUCACUUUGCCCGUUACUCCUCGCCGCAAUUAAUGACAACCCCGUGUUUUGAUUGGAUAAGGUACUUCGCGAGCGCUCGAACCGGUCAAAUUCGAAGAAUCGCCAAGACCAAGUACAUCAUCAGUACAGCCUCAGGUAAGUCCAAGUCAUUUAGUAAAUUAAAUAUCAUCUUAUAUGUGAAACGGGGAAGGACAGUAUCGGCAACAUGAGUGAUUUCCCAGCCUCCAGUAACUUCUCAGACACUGAGGAGGACGUUGUUGAAGAGGAGGAAGAUCUGCUAGCCUUCCAGGAGAGCAUAAAAAAGGACCUCUUUACAGAAUUCACGUCGGCCACGCCCAUGAAGAUUGCCAGGGUUAGCGUCGCUCACAAUAGGGAACCGAUGAAGGUUUAUCUAAGAGUGAGGCCUUUCACUAAUGCUGAGGUUGAAGGAGGCGAGUCCCAGGAAUGCAUGGACCAGGAAAACAACACCACUCUCCUGAUGAGGGCUCCCAAGAACAGCUUUGCCUUUAAGAGCAGCCAGCGCGGCUUUGGAGAGAUGAACCACAAGUUCACUUUCUCAAAGAUCUUCAAUGAAGAUACCAGUCAGAAGAUGUUCUUUGAUGAGACCAUGCUCGCAACAGUCAAAGACUUCAUCGAUGGCCACAACUGCCUGCUCUUCACCUAUGGGGUAACCAAUGCUGGAAAGACAUAUACCAUCCAAGGUGUUCCACAAGAUGGUGGGAUUUUACCCCGCUCCUUGGACGUCAUCUUCAACAGCAUUGAAGAUCGCCAGUACCUAUCAAACAGAGUGAAGCCACGCUACUUCUGCGAUGUAGUGAAACUCUCUGAAAGGCAGCAGAAGAAGGAGGAAGAAGUGAAAUCAAAAGUGCUUGCUUUGGGAAAUAUUCCUUCUACUGGAGCAGGAGAUCAGACAACAAUGUUAGAAGGUGAGAGCAUGACUGAUGAUAGCCUGAACACGGACAUAUCACAUGCAUCCUAUUCUGCCGGCAAUGAUGAUUCCCAGGACUCCUCAAAGCUCUCAGAGAGUAAGAUGUCCACUACCAGAGACAUUGAGGCAAUGGGCAACCAGACAUUCUUAGACGAGGUCAACGCACGCAUUCCUGAUGAUACCAUGGUCAACGUGGAUGCUCAGGGCCCCAUCAAGUUCAGCAUCUGGGUGUCCUUUGCCGAGAUCUACAAUGAGUACAUGUACGACCUCCUUGAACCCCUACCGAAGGAGAAGAAAAUCAGGAGACAGGCGCUCAAGCUUGCCGAAGACAAAAAUGGGAGCAUCUAUAUCAAAGGACUGAAGCAGAUUCGAGUCAACUCUGCAGAUGAGGCUUACAGGAUUUUGAAGAUAGGUCAGAGAAACCUCAGCAUAGCAGCAACCAAACUCAAUCAUUGCUCGAGCAGAAGUCACUGCAUCUUCAGUAUAAAGGUCCUGAGAGUAGUGGAUGUUGAGGAUCCCCAUGUUGCCAGAGUUAGCCACCUAUCAUUCUGCGAUCUUGCCGGAUCAGAACGUUACACCCGUACACAGAAUACAGGAGAACGUCUCAAAGAGGCUGGAAACAUCAAUACUUCUCUCUUGACUCUAGGAAAGUGCAUCCAUGCACUUCGCUACAACCAAAACCAUCCAAAGGUGCAUCCCAAGAUCAUCCCAUUCCGUGAGAGCAAAUUAACAAGGCUAUUUCAGAGUUUCUUCCUUGGGAAGGGCAAGGCCUCCAUGGUUGUCAAUGUCAAUCAGUGUGCAUCUGGAUUUGAUGAAACCAUGCAUGUCCUUAAAUUCUCGGCUAUCGCCAAACAGGUUACUACUGUCACCUCCAAGUUGGACAACAGAUGGAAGGAGCCGCCUCCAAAGAAAUCCAAGCGAUCUGUACGGAAUGUCUCUCUGGCUCUCAACCAGGCCCUCGACUGCAAUGUUAAAGGUCAAAGGCCAUCGAUACCUUGGGCGACCCCUGGCACCAUCGCCCAGGUCAUGAAGGAGACAGGUCAUGUGACCUCUGUUGAGGAUACAGUCUUUGAAGUGGAUGAGGAGGAGGAGGAAGAAGGAGAGGAAACUAUGGAAUCAGACGUGGAGGAUACUCCUGUAGCUAAGAAGGAUCAGAAUGCUAUCAAGAUCCAGAAAGAGCUUCUUGCAGUGAUUGAGGUACUGAAGCAGAAGCUGGUGGAUGAGAAAGCAGACAAGUUCUACUUGGAAACCAAGAUCAGGGAGGAAGUUUGCCAGGAAAUGGCUGAACAACUGGUAGAGAUCGAACAAGACUACAAUGAACGUCUAGAGGAAGAUAAGCAAAGAGCUGAGGAGGUGUAUGAGAAACGUCUGGAGAUCUAUGCCAGGUCCGUCAAGAAAUCACACAAGAGGGGGCAGAACGACAAUGAUAGGGCUGAUACCGAACAGGUUUCCAGCUCCCUUCUUGCUGCUGAGCAAAACAGAGUCAAGGAUCGUGAUGCACAGAUAGAGUCAUUGAGGGCAGAACUAGAAUCAACUGAACAAUCUCUCAAAGAAUUUGAAGAUCGGAUGCACAAUGAAGUUACUGAACUGAAGAAAACGAUUGCAGAUCAAAAGACAUGCAUAGAAGAAAAUGAGGCCAAGUCUGCUGAGCAAGAGAAGACAUUCAUGGAAACUAAAGAAGCUCUUCAGAUUAAGAUUGAUGAAUUAACGAGAACCGUCACAGAGCAGAAGCAUAGAUUGGUAGAACAAGAAAGAGAGAUUAGCUCCCAUGAAGAAGUGAAGGGGGAUAAAGAUGCCCUUCAACAACAGAUUGCUGAGCUGAACGAGACUGUUGCCAAUCAAAGGAGAGAUCUUGAAGAAAAAGAAGAUUUGUUGAGUCGUCAAGAGAGGCGUCAUUCACAAACGAUGGCAGAAGUGAACAACAGGAUUGCUGAACUGGACCACACUGUUCAAGAGCAGACGACGACAUAUUCACAGGCGAUAAAACGGAUAGACACGUACAAAGAGGACGACGCUGAAGUCAAAAAGACUUUACAAAACCAGAUUUCUGAGCUUGAGGGAAUAGUUGAAGAGCAGAAGAAAUGUCUUGCUGAGAACGAAGAAAGAUUCAGUGCACAGGAGAAAGAUCAUACCCUCUGCAAAGAAACCUUGCAAAAACAGAUUGCUGACCUAAACCAAGUGAUUCAAGAUCAGAAAAACGAGCUUGCCGAAAGGGAGACACAAAUCAGUGCACAUGAGAAGGAUGAAAUGGAUGACAAAAAUGAACUUCAGAGAGAGAUUUCCGAGCUUAAGAAAACAGUUGCUGAGCAAAUGAAAUGUCUAGAUGAGGAAAAAGCUAAAUCUGGCAGUCUUGAGAAAGAGAUGGUUGAGAGUAAUAAGGCACUUCAAACACAGAUUACUGAGCUUGAGGGAAUAGUUGAAGAGCAGAAGAAAUGUGUUGCGGAAAACGAAACAAGAUUCAGUGCACAGGAGAAAGAGCAUACCCUCUGCAAAGAAACCUUGCAAACACAGAUUGAUGGCUUGAACAAAAAGCUGGAAGAACAGAAACUAAAGCUGUCGCAGAAAGAGACAGAGGUCAGCACACAUGAGAAGGAACAAGCAGAGGACACAGAGGCUCUACAAGAAAAGAUUACUGAGCUUGAGGGAAUAGUUGAAAAGCAGAAGAAAUGUGUUGCAGAAAACGAAACAAGAUUCAGUGCACAGGAGAAAGAGCAUACCCUCUGCAAAGAAACCUUGCAAACACAGAUUGAUAGCUUGAACAAAAAGCUGGAAGAACAGAAACUAAAGCUGUCGCAGAAAGAGACAGAGGUCAGCGCGCACGAGAAGGAACAAGCAGAGGACAGCGAGGCUCUACAAGAAAAGAUUGAUGAGCUUAAGACCGUUGUUGAUGUUCAGAAGGAUCAACUCUGCAAGAAAGCUGAUAGGAUAGACACACUGGAGAAAGAGAUGGAAGCCAGGAAAAUUAUCCUUGCUGAAAAGGUUGGAGAAUUGACAAGUAUCAUAGAAAAACAGCAAUCUGAAAUAAAGGAGCAAGCAGAAAGCCUAGAUCUGAAGAAGAAAGAAAUGGAGGAGCUAACUCUUCAGCAACACAAGGAUCUUGAGGAGCACGAGACUCUAGUGCAUGAUCUAGAGGAGCGAAUGGAACUCCUCGGAGGAGCAGAGAAACAGCUCGCAGAUUCCAAGAAGGAGAUAGCUGAGCAAGAAAGUCAGAUAGCGGAUCUCUACAAGCAGCUGGAGGAGAGAGACGCUAAGGUGAAGGAGACUGGAGAGACCAUGACGGCUCAGCUUUGUGAAGAAAUCAAGAUGCAUGAGGAAGCCCAGAAGGAAAUGCGUGACACCAUCCUCAAGAACACACAAAAUGAAACAGAAUCCGAGAAAGUUAUUGAGGACCAAGAGGCAUCUAUUGAAGAAUUGAAGGCUGUUGUUGAGACCAAGGAGAAGCAGAUUGAAGAACUCAAAGAAUCCCUCAGUUCUAAAGAUGAAGAGAUAACAGAAAUGGGUAUAAAACUUGAAGCAACUUCCCAAAAAUCAUCCUCUGUUGAGGAGUCGCAGACACAGACAGAUCAGACGGAAUCUUCUUACUUCACCUCGUCCUCCGAGAAAAGCGAUGAUGAGCAAUCUCGCAAGAAGCUCACCGGGAUGCCGUCUACUACCUCCCUGGCCUCCACCAUCUCAACCACCAGCACUGAAGACGAUGAUAGUAUCAUCAUCAUUGAGCCUGAGGAUCAAGCGGGAUACAAGGCUGGUCGCCUGUCAAGAGUUGAGAUAGAUGCUACCCCCCUUCAGAAGAAGCCAUCUCGUAAGGGACGUGCUGCUAAGGUCACCAAGACAUCCCUAAGGUCAUCAAGAAAGAGAGGAGGAGGUGGAGACGAUGACCAGGACGUUGAGUACUCAAAAAAGCUCAAAGGAGAUGAUGGUGUUGGUGUCAAACCAAAGGGUCGUCCACGUCGUGCCACAAGGGCAUCAAGCAAGACCAGUCUCCAUGAGGAGAUUGAGAACCAACCAGAGGAUGGUAAAUCCCCUUCGACAUCAUCCCACUCAGAUAGCAGUCAGAGGAGAGGCCCACUGGCUAGGAUCAAUGAAUACUUGCAGAACUCUCCUAUUGGAAAGUCUGUCGAAUCAUCAGCAUGCUUUGUAAAUUUAACUCCAUCUGUUGUCCGACCAGCCAAACGACUGGUUGACACUGCUACAGGUGCUGCAUCACCGUCCACAGAGGUUGAGAAGCCCCCUUCCCCGUCCCCACCCAAGGCCGUUGAGAUGGAUACCUUUGUCCCGUCCCUGGCUCCAGAGAGGCAGAAGAGAAAGAGGAAGCUAUACAAAACUGAUAUUUCUGCUCCAUUUGAAGCUUCCCCUCACGAGAUGAUCAGCCGACAAUAUGUGGGCGAGGCCAAACCAUCCGAGGGCUCUACAGUUACCGUUAUCACCCGAAAACUUCGCUCUCGAACCAAGAGACACUGAACCAUUUAGUACUAUUCUUGUAUCAUGUGCCUUAAUAAUAAGGAAGCAGAAAUCUUAUCAGAGUGUGGAUUCCAACAGUAUCAACAUUGUCUGUACAUUUAGACUACCGUAUACAUGGUUAUAAUGUCUGAUAUGAAUGCAUUAAGUAUGAAGCUAAUUGAUUGACUAUGUGUUUCCAUUUUCACCGAUUUCCACGGUGUUUCUGUUCAUGUCCAUUUGAAUGUCCAACCUUUUGGAAUAUCUGGCAUAUUUCAAAGUACCUUUGCCUGUACACAGUAGUGACUAGUGAGGUCAAUUGAAAUUUGGGAUACAGCUCCAUCUGAGAUGGGUUUACACUAGCAGGAUUUACAUGGUCCACUGCAUUAUAGGGAAAAAAGCAUACAGUUCUGUAUAUUACAUGGUGAAUGUGUCAUUUUGUAAUUUGAAUAUUCAUGUUUAAAUUCCAAAUCCAUUUUUUAGGGCGUAUGUUUCAAUGUCGGGUUCUUAUUUCUGGUGUCUUCCCCCCCCCCCAUCUUCUAUGUUAAUUCACUUUUUUGUUAGCAUUGAAUAGUAUAUAUUGACAGAUUUGUGAGACUAUAUAUUGGAAUGGAUUGUCCCAGAAUAUUCAUAUUGUUUGGUCAGUAAAAAUCCAAGCAAAGUCUGAAAAGAAGAAUUUUCAGAAACACAGUCCAUAAUUGUGUUAUUUACUCUGGAAUAAAAGAAAGACAAACUCACUGAUACUUAGUGUAAAUAUGUAUGAUAUAUAUGAGUAGUUUGUAUUUAGCCGAAUUAAAAAAAAAGACUGAUUACGAGAUAUUUGGAAAAUACUUUGUUUUACAUCUGCCCCCUUCACUCCUUCCAAACUUCUAGUAAUUUUCAAAUUCCUAAUAACUGAUCAAAAUUUUACAGACAUGACUCUUCAGGUCAUCAGAACACAGACAUUUUGUUGAAUUUGUGAAUAGUGUAAAAGUAUUGCAGCAUUUUUACAGUUGUUGUAAAGAUCUGAAGUCGCUUAUACCUUUAUACACCUUGAAGAUAUUUUGUUUAAUGGUGGGAAGGAGUCAACUAAAUUACUUCAGAAUAAUUUGCUGCAAGAUGCUCUUCUAUAUUUGAUAGCAGUUUGGUUUCACUCAGCAAUGUGCAGAGUAUUUAGUGACGCAGAAAUAAAUCAAUAACUAAAGGACUGUAUAUAGAAUGAUGUCUGAUCUUGGAGCUUGAUGAUUGGUUGUUGCAUUCAUGGAGCAGGCAUAUAUCACAUCGUCAAGCUCGGACCAAAAUCUGGCCAAGAUCCUUCCUAAAUAACACAAGAAUUAUUGAACCCACGGUUAUAGAGUAACUUUUAGCUUUUAUGGAUUAACAAACUGCAGAUUAUACAUCCAUUUUGAGUUUGCAAAAACAUUUAAAAAAUACUAAGGGAGUGUGUAGUGUAGCUGUAACUAUGUAUAGUUUGUAAAUAGAAAGCAAAACUUAUAAAUCUUGUUAUGACAAAUGUUUACAUGAUGAGAAAAAUCAUGGUAUAUCCUGCUUUAAUUUCAUUUUAAAUGUGAAAAAGAGGUAUAUAUGUGUAUGCAAAACAUGACAGGGGUUAUUUGCAUGUACAUGUAGUAAUAGUGCCAAUUGUGGCUUUGAUGAGAAAGGAAUAGACUAUUUUUGUUCAAAAUGCAGACCUAAAAUGCGAUACUAUUUUUAAUAUGAAAGUAGCCUUAAUGAUGAAAACAUUGAGGCAUGUGAGCUAGCCAUUUGCAAAUAGUGUCUAGUUCAUUUGCAGUGUACAUUUUAUUACAUCUACCAAGAUGUAAUUAAAUUUGAUACUGUAUGUAGUGCAUGGAUCUACACAGUACUUUGUAUUCAUAUUGCAUUUAUAAUUCAAUACGUCAUUUAAUGUAGACAGAUAAAAUGGCAUGAAAAACUGAAAGUAUGCAUGAAACCAUGGAAUUCAUCAUCUGUUUUAUAAAAGAAUGAAAUCUGAUAUCAAGAUUGAAAUUAAUGGAUAAUGUGCGAAGUUGAAACCACAAUUAGACCCUUCUGCAACAGGUUCCUUACAAAAGAUCUGUGAUUGAUUGAGAUUGAUUAAAAAAUUCAGAAUGGCUUCAAUUACAGUGCCUGAGUCUCUAUGUCUUGACAGCCUUCAGGAUCAUGAAAAUUGCCUUAAACCAAAACAUUUUCAUAAAAGUGUUCAAUAACUGUACAGUGUAACAUGUUCUGUUAGCUAAUCAGAUUCCUCAUCACUUCCAUUCCUGUCAGCUAUGGUGGAAAACUUUUGAAACUAUUUGUUAAGAUUUGAUUUAUUGGACACUUAGUCCCACUUUAUUCAAAUGGGGUAUCUCAUUUUGCUAAAAAAUAAGUGUUCCAGUCAUUUGUAAUGCAUAUCUAACUUAUUAUGAACAGCUUCAGGACACAUCUCCAGAGUUUCAAUUGGUAUAGCAUACCAGUAUACAUGUCAAGGUACCUUUGCCUAUGUCGGAUCUUUUUGGACACCAGUAAUCUGUUUGACUUUAAGUGUAUAACACAUGCUUUGCAUAAUCUGGGUCCAUCUUGCGAAGAGAUGUGAUUGGUCCGAUCAACCUCAACUGUAUGGAAAUCCAUCAACAUCAUAUGACAUAAUUUUUCCUACAAGAUUUUUUCACUGUCUUGUUUAAACAAAGAGCAUACCAAAUUGUCAAAAAAAUAAUGAAUGUAUGAGUAUACAAUAUUCCUAUACAUCACAUCUAGAAAACAUUUUGAACAAACGUGCAUAUUAGAUGCUGGAGUUGCUGACUUUGCAGCGUUGUGGUAGAUUGGAUCAAGCGCAACUCUGUUAGACAGGGCCCUUGUGUAAAAAUUUAUCUGGCUUAGGCAUGUUAGAUGUAAAGUCAACUUAAUAAGGACUUCCUCGGGUUGACCUGUAUUUGGAGUUUAAUAGGCUGGAAAUUAGAAUUGGUUGCUUUGUUUUAUCAGGAAUAUUUUUAUAGGAAAAUCGAAUAUCACAGAAUAUAUCUUGAAAAUCAAUAGAAUUCAACAGAGCAAAAGAAAAGUUGGUUGCCUUGUGAAUUCAGGAAUUGAUUUUUAAUCUCUUUUGUACAUUGGGAUUCUGCUGCGGCAGAAUGCAUGCAACGUAUGUUAUUUGGGAAGUUAAAAUCAGUUGUUGCGUGUUAGUAUAAGAUGUGUUGUAUAAUCUAUAUAUUAUAAUAUUGUUCCUACUGUACGCUCUUCAGACUUCUAUUUUUAGGACUGCAAGAUGCAAGUGUACUUUGUAAGCAAUAUGAUAUUGUUAUAUAAAGAAGCUUCCAUUAAAAGCAACAUAAGUUUGCUUAUCUUGCAAA
This is a messenger RNA of Lytechinus pictus (painted urchin), 8923 nucleotides long. RefSeq names its product kinesin-like protein KIF20B. Gene Ontology annotation, biological process: microtubule-based movement; spindle elongation; mitotic spindle assembly. NCBI's taxonomy places the organism in Eukaryota, Metazoa, Echinodermata, Echinoidea, Temnopleuroida, Toxopneustidae. The coding region runs from base 462 to 5642 and encodes 1726 amino acids. Gene Ontology annotation, cellular component: nucleus; spindle microtubule; mitotic spindle. Gene Ontology annotation, molecular function: ATP binding; microtubule binding; plus-end-directed microtubule motor activity. The transcript has 37 exons. The record is from RefSeq and is a predicted model, not a curated record.